This is a messenger RNA of Beta vulgaris subsp. vulgaris (sugar beet), 1343 nucleotides long. Its product is annotated as transcription factor IBH1. The transcript has a single exon. Lineage: Eukaryota; Viridiplantae; Streptophyta; Magnoliopsida; Caryophyllales; Amaranthaceae. The coding region runs from base 501 to 1022 and encodes 173 amino acids. The record is from RefSeq and is a predicted model, not a curated record. Gene Ontology annotation, biological process: regulation of DNA-templated transcription.
UAAUUUCUUUAAUUUAAAAGUAUAGACUGAAUUGAUUCUCAAGCUAAGUUUCCUUCAUUCCCCAAUAUAACUACAAGUCUACAACCGCCCAUUUCUCAUCUCUAACUUUUUCUUCUUCCUCUCAUUCUCUUCACAUGUUUGUUCCACCCCCUCCAACCAAAUUAUUAACCCAAACCACAAAAACAAAAUAAUAUUCUUCCACCCUAUUAUUAUUUUCUCUGUUCUUUCUUUCUCCUAUAUUCAUUGGGUAUGCAAUAUAUAUAUAAGUACAAAUUGUGUCAGAAUUAAGUCAGAAGAAAAAUCUCCUUUUGUCUUUCUGACAAUUGGACCCUUUUGUGUCAGAAACUACAAUAUCUCUUCUUCUUCCUUCCAACUUUUCUACCAAGAUUUUUCAUCCAUUUAUACUCAUCCAUCCUUACAAGACUUUACCAAUUCGACGAUUUUCUUCUCUCUACUACCAAAAGAAAAACCCUAAAACGAAAAAAAAAACCAAAAAAAAGAUGGAUAAUUCUCCUCUUCAUCAUCAUCAACGUCCUAAUACUUCCUUAAAUCUUAAGUCACUAAGAACAAAGUUUGCCCUUCGUUUUCUUAGGGCUCUAAAGAAGAUCCAACAACAAGAAAAAACUCAUAAAAGAAGAAUUAAUGGUGGAAGUAGUACUAGUAAUUUUAUGGUGGCUCAAAAAUAUAAUAAGGUUAAGGUAGCUGCUGAUGCUUCCAUGGCUGCUGCCGUUGGUCCAAGACGGGCUUGGAGCCGGGCCAUGUUGUCGAGGAUCCGGCUUAAUUGGCGCCGCCGUGGGCUGGUGAAGAGAGAGAUUGUUACAACAAGGCGAAAGCGGCGACGAGAGGCUGAGCGUGGUGAUCAGAGCUGCCAUAGACAAGCACAUGAGCUGAGAAGGUUGGUGCCUGGUGGAGAAGUUAUGGAUUAUCAGGGUUUGUUAGAUGAAACUGCUCAUUAUAUUAAGUGUCUUACUACACAGGUAAAGGUUAUGAGAAGUAUUGUUAAUUAUUGUUCUACCACUUAAAUAAUUGUUAAGUUAAAAAUAAUGAAUUAAGUACCUCUAUAUAUAUGUCAAUUGAUGUAUAGAGGUCAUAGAGAUAAAUAUAAAUGAAAGAAAGAUCAAUAAGGUUUGAUGAGUAAAGUCUGAAACAGAAGCUAAGGAAAUCAUGUAACAUAUACUACUCAUGUAUGUAGAUUAUGUAUAAUUAAUCAUAUCACAAAAAAAAAAGAUAGUGUAAUUGAUAAUUAAAUUGUACAUUAGAGGUAAAAGAUUUGGUAUUUUUAGCUUUGUUUAUAAGUUUUUGAUUAUUACUUUGAAGAGAUUUAUAAAAAUGCUUUGUUGUUU